This is a messenger RNA of Microthlaspi erraticum, 1320 nucleotides long. The record is from the annotation of a GenBank genome assembly. NCBI's taxonomy places the organism in Eukaryota, Viridiplantae, Streptophyta, Magnoliopsida, Brassicales, Brassicaceae.
AUGGAGAAACAGAGCAUCAAGAACACUUCUUCAUCUUCUUGGAUUCGAGGUUCGUGUAUUGGAAGAGGAUGUUUCGGAACAGUAAGCAAAGCCGUGAGUAAAAUCGACGGUGGAGUUUUCGCAGUGAAGUCGAUAGAUCUCGCCACGUGUCUUCCUCAUCAGGCAGAGUCGCUCGAGAGCGAAAUCGGAAUCCUCCGCUCUCUCAAGUCUUAUCCACACAUCGUGAGAUUCCUCGGGGAUGACGUGUCAAGAGAGGGGACGACGUCGUUUCGGAAUCUCCACUUGGAGUAUCUACCCGAAGGUGACGUGGCGAACGGUGGUGGAGUCGUCACCGAGGAGACUCUGCUCAGACGUUACGUGUGGUGUCUCGUCUCCGCUCUCCGUCACGUCCACGCUAACGGAAUCGUUCACUGCGACGUUAAAUCGAAGAACGUCCUCGUGUUUAACGGUGGAAGCUCCGUGAAGCUGGCGGAUUUCGGAUCGGCGAUCGAGUUAGAGAAACAAGAGACUGCUGUGGUUGCGCCACGUGGAAGUCCGCUCUGGAUGGCUCCGGAGGUGAUCAGGAGAGAGUACCAAGGACCGGAGAGUGACGUGUGGUCGUUGGGUUGUACGGUCAUCGAGAUGCUCACCGGAAAACCCGCUUGGGAAGACCAAGGUUUCGACUCGCUGAGUCGAAUCGGGUUUUCAAACGAGUUGCCGUUUAUUCCGGCGAGAUUGUCGGAGCUUGGCCGCGAUUUUGUGAGCAAAUGCUUGAAACGAGAUCGGAGCCAGCGGUGGAGCUGCGAUCAGCUUCUGCAGCAUCCGUUUCUAUGUCAAGAAGAUCACUACUCGUUCUUCUUCACCGAGUCGUCUCCGCGUUGCGUAUUGGACUGGGACAACUCGGACUUCGAAGAAGAAGAAGAGAGCGAUGUCUCGAGAAUUGAAUCUACGGUUUCGACGAUGGCAAGGAUGAGUAAAUUAGCGACUGCCGGAGGGGCAAAUUGGGAAUCAAACGGUUGGAUUGAGGUUAGAAGCGAUGAUGCUUCCGAAGAAUUAGAGGAAAAAUGGGAAUAUCCCGUUUUAGCAAGGGCAGAAUCGGAAUUAAGCACGUCAUCGGAAGCUACUGUUGCAUCGUCGGGAAAUGAUGAGUCGACGUCGGUGAUGACAUGUGAAUUAUUAGUGAUGUUGUUGUUGUUGGUAUUGGUGGUAGAGAAUAUUCAGAUAUAUGCCACGUUUUACACCAGUAUUGUUAUUAUUAUUCGUAUUCUAUAUUGUGAUUAUCUUCAUCGACAUAAUAAGAAGAAAUUUGCGAAAAUCUGUCUCUUUUAUUCUCAGCCUUAA